Messenger RNA from Paecilomyces variotii, 1567 nucleotides. RefSeq lists its product as hypothetical. Bases 275 to 1327 code for a protein of 350 amino acids. The record is from RefSeq and is a predicted model, not a curated record. NCBI's taxonomy places the organism in Eukaryota, Fungi, Ascomycota, Eurotiomycetes, Eurotiales, Thermoascaceae. The transcript has a single exon.
CGCAACCGUCGCUCCUUCAAUAUUAUUGCUAAUUAUUACUGCAACAGCCGUCAGGGUAACAGCACAUUCAUGGUGUGACGGAUGGCCAUGACUUAACUCCUGAACGGAAAGUGUAGCUGCCAUUCUCUUUCGCCACAACGCUCAGUGCCCGGGCAGCAGUGGUAAUAGCACAAUAAGAAGGUAACCGUUUCCUUCAAUUCCUAUCCUGUCUGUCAAAAUCCUCUAUCUUCUCCUGUCAGCUACCACUCUCGUCUCCCAAGGCGAACAACCGAAGAUGCAUUUCUACAACACUUAUCCGGGCUUCCUCUAUCGCCAAUUCUUCAUCUGUCCCUCCAAGGCCCCAUCCUCUGUGAGUCUAUAUGGACGGGCCGGCCUGAUCACUGGGUCCAACACCGGGUUGGGAUACCACGCCGCCUCCCAGCUGCUCUCCUUGGGCCUCACGCGGCUCAUUAUGGCGGUGCGAAACGUGUCCAAAGGAGAAGAAGCGCGCAAGCGACUUCUCGACUCUUUGCCUAAGUCGAGCAAGCCCCCUGUGGUAGAGGUCUGGGAGCUCGAUUUGGCAGAUUACAGCAGCAUCAUCUCAUUUGUGGACCGUCUGAAGCAAUCCGGGAUCAUCCUGGACUUUGCCAUCCUGAACGCGGGAGUAGCCAGCUUCGAGUUCGGACUGAACGCGUCCACUGGCAAUGAGAACAGCAUUCAGGUUAACUGGCUGAGCACGGCCCUGAUGACGCUGCUGCUUCUCCCCGUGUUGGACAACCAGGCCGCCGCGCACAUCGGCCGUCCGCGUCCCAUCAUCUCCAUCGUGGGUAGCGAGACUGCGGCGUGGGCGAAAUUCAAGGAGGCUCAGAUCGCGACUAAACAGCAUAUGACGCUCUUGCAGACACUGAAUACUGAGGAAUACUUCGAUAUGGGCGAUCGUUAUUACACGUCUAAGCUUCUCUACCAGCUUUUCUUCCUUGAGCUAAUGCGCCAUCACCGGUCUCCUACGCAGCAGUCAUCGGGAGCGGUCCUCAACUUGGUGAACCCUGGUUUCUGCUAUGGCUCGGAGCUCCAUCGCGGCGCGGAAGGGGUGUUAGGCAAGGCUCUGGGUGGUGUCAAGCGCGUGGUCGGACGGCCCGUCUCGAUGGGUGCUCGUACGCUGGUUCACGCCGCUGUCGUGGCUGGGCCUGAGAGCAACGGGAAGUACUUGAGUGACAACAGACAGGCUCCAUUCGCAGGAUACGGCGACAGCGACUCGGGCCGGAUCACGCAGCGCAAGGUGUGGGACGAAACAGUGACGGAACUGAGCAAGGUGGUGGACACGACGAAGCUUUUGAGCGAGAUCUGAGUGUGUCGUGAUGGAAAAGCCAUUCCUGAUUUACUGGUGGAGGAACAUGUUCUCUUGAUUCUCGGUUCCCUUGUUCGUAUGCUUCCGCUGGCUCCUGCUGUCGUUGUUUCUCUAUGUCAAUCGCUCUGCUCUAAUACCUGAGUCUGGAUGCGUUAGUUUUAAUUCUUUAAUUAGUCCCAUGGGCGUUUGUCCCGUUGUUAGUAAGCCGGAAUCAAGUCCUUGGAGUUAACUUCUCCUUAC